Messenger RNA from Talpa occidentalis (Iberian mole), 1353 nucleotides. RefSeq names its product proline-rich protein 35-like. The transcript has 3 exons. Lineage: Eukaryota; Metazoa; Chordata; Mammalia; Eulipotyphla; Talpidae. The coding region runs from base 1 to 1353 and encodes 450 amino acids. The record is from RefSeq and is a predicted model, not a curated record.
AUGGCCCAGAAGGCGCGCGUGGGCGCGCGGGCGCGGAAGCCCAAGAAGCCGCACUACAUCCCGCGGCCCUGGGGCAAGCCCUACAACUACAAGUGCUUCCAGUGCCCCUUCACCUGCCUGGAGAAGUCGCACCUGUACAACCACAUGAAGUACAGCCAGUGCAAGGACUCUCUCUCGCUGCUGCUCGACGCCCCCGACUGGGCCUGCCGCCACCCGGGCCAGAGCCGGGGCCCGAGGAGCGCCGCGCUCCGCGACGCCCUCCUGGCCCAGCCCUGGACGCCAGCGCCGGGCGGGGACCCGAGGGGGGACGCGGCCCCCGCUACCCGCCGCCCGGUCCCGCCGCCCGGUCCCGCCGCCGCGCCCGAGGCCCAGGGCCUCCGGCUGUCCCUGCUCGGCGCCAGCUACCUACCCUCCAGGCGCGCGGCUCCUCUCCUGCCUGGGGCCCUCGCUGGCGGCCCAUGUGCCCCUUCUGGCCCCCGCGGCUGCCGCCUGCCCUGCCCUGCCCCGCAGCCGCCCCGCCUGUACUACCCGCUGCUCCUGGAGCGCGCGCUGGGGCUGCCCGCCAAGGCGCCCCGGCCCUGCCGAGCCCCCAUCCCAGGGGCCCCCUGGGGCUCUGGUCCCCGGGCUGGGGGUGCCCUGGCUGCAUGGCGCCCCCAGGCACUCCGGGCAGGAGAGGGCGCUGGAGUGGGCUCCCCAGGGCGACCCCCAGAGGAAGCUGCCCCCGGGAAGCUGGUCACAGCCCCCGAAGCCCCCCGCCAGCGCGACGAGGCCCGGUCUCCACAGCAGGUGGGUGGCGGAGGCUCCCCGUCGCGGGGUGGGGGGCCCCUCAGCUGGGUGACUCAGCCCCUGGGCGACCCAGCCACUGGCCCGCCGACCGGUCUCCCCGCGAGGCUCUGGCCAGACGACGACGAGGAGCCAGGUGACCCUGAGGCCUCCGCGCCGACCCCACCGCGGGGCCUGGCGCCGGGCGGCCGCGGGCAGGUGGGCGAGGACCUGACGCGCGCCCUGGGGGACUACGCCCGGCUGGAGCAGCGCCUGGGGCAGCUGGGGCCCGCCCAGGGCCCGGCCCCGCUUCCCCUGCAGGAGCAGCUGGGCAAGAUCCGCCGCGAGCUGCGCUCCAUCCACCAGGCGCUGGAACUGGCCGCAUGGCCGCCGGACACGCCCCUCGACCUCUCCGUGAGGCGCGGGGCCCCAAAGGGGCCAGAGGGGCCCCCUGAGCCGCCCGGCCUGCUGCACCCCGAGGCGCCGGAGCCCCUUCGCGGAUGCACCACCAAGUGUGAGGCCGACUCCAGCGUCCCGCCCCCGGGCCUCCAGCUCCCGGCCCCCGAGGGGCCUGUCCUGCCUGGUGGCUAG